Molecule: messenger RNA, 2808 nt
Organism: Effrenium voratum
Lineage: Eukaryota; Dinophyceae; Suessiales; Symbiodiniaceae
Source: the annotation of a GenBank genome assembly
AUGAGCGGCCUCGCGGGGAAAGUGCGGCGCGCCACGGAGUCGGACGAGUUCGACCUCAGCGGCUACGACCAGGCGCGGUGCAACGAGCUGGCGAAGGCGGCCUUCUCGGAGCCCUUCCCCCUCAAGGAGAUGGUGCGCAUCUCCUUCGUGGUGGGUGGCGGCAAGCUGGUGCGUCAGAAGUAUGCCGAGGAGCUGCCGAAGUAUAUGGUGAACGCGCUCAGCACCAUUGGAUUCACAGAGGACAACAGCGCCACAGUGGAAGCGAGCUCUGCCGGGAAGUUCAAAUACCACCACGACACCAACAAGAACCUGAAGCUGGUGCACGUCUUCCCCAAGCUCUCUGGGGAGGUGGGCGCUUCUGCCGCGGCGGAGGAAGAAGAAGCGGCGCCCAAGGUCCAAACGCCUGAGGACGUGCUCCUGCGCAGCGAGGAGAAGGAAUUCCAGCGACUCUUGCAGACACACCUGGCCAGCUAUGCCCAGAAGAAGCGGCUCUUGGAGCUGCUGAAGCACCGCGUCGCGGUCCUCGAGGCCCUUUUUGUCUCGGACAUGGGUCUUUUCCGUGAGCUCGUGCCAUGGACGGCAUGCCUCGUUGCCUUGCCACGUCCGCGGCGGAAGACAAAAGGCACGGCCGAUCGGCGAGAAGGCGCCGAUGUGAGCAACGUGCAGGGAAAGGCGUCACCCAUCAAUGCCCGCGGGUACACCUCCGCGAUCGCGCGCAGUUCGGCGUGGGAAGCCGCCUGCGGGCUGCUGGCCGAGAUGCCGAAGGCUCAGGUGCAGACAGAUGUCAUCAGCUUCAAUGCAACCAUCAGCGUGUGUGCAAAGGAAAGGCAGUGGCAGCAUGCGCUGGCCUUGCUCCACACCAUUCCAAAGGCGCUGCUGCAGCCAGACGUCGUGAGCUUUGGUGCGGCCGUCGGCGCGUUGGAAAAAGCCACGCAGUGGCUGCGGGCACUGGGAGUCUUCGGUGGAAUGACCGAGGCAUCUCAAGCAGAUGUGGUUCCCAAUGAGAUCAUCUUCAACUCCACCAUCAGCUCGUGCGCGAAAAGCGGCGAGUGGCAGCAGGCGUUGGCCCUGUGCAGCUUGAUGCCGGACGGAAGGGUGAACGUCAGUGAGAUCACCAUGAACGCCAUCAUCAGCGCAUCUGAGAAAGCAGGUCGUUGGCAGCUGGCCUUGGCCGUCUUGGUCGCUAUGCCAGAGGCAAACCUGCAGCCAGAUGUUGUCAGCUACAGCGCAGCCAUCAGCGCCUGCGAGAAGGGUGGGCAGUGGCAGCAAGCGCUCGCCCUGUUUCGCUUGAUGCCUGAGAUCGACCUGACUCCCAACAGCGUCACCUUCAAUGCAACCAUCAGCUCCUGCGAGAAAGCGAGCGAGUGGCAGCACGCGUUGGCCAUAUUUUGGGCGAUGCGCGGAACAGCCGCUCCAAAUGAGAUCAGCUUCAGUGCCGCCAUCAGCGCCUGUGAAAAGGCCGGCGAGUGGGAGCAGGCGCUGGCGUUGUUUCGGAGGAUGCCCGAACUCCAUGUGCCUCGGAACGUGAUCAGCUUCAAUGCAUCCAUCAGCGCAUGUGCACGGCUCGGCGAGUGGCAACAAGCUCUGGCCUUGUUUUGGGCAAUACGUUCUGCGCGACUGCGAGCAAACGUGAUCAGCUUCAGCGCCAGCGUCAGCGCCUGUGAGAAAGGCUGGGUCUGGCGCGACGCCUUGGCGCUGUUUCGCGAGAUGAGCGCUGAGCUAAAGCCCAACAUCGUAAGCUUCAGCUCCGCCAUCAGCGCCCUGGAGAAGGCGCCGGCAGGCGCUUGGCGGCGGGCAGUGGCGUUGUUCCAGGCAGUGCCUCAAGCGCAGCUACGGCCCAACGUCGUCAGCUUCAACGCGACCAUCAGCUCUGCAAGUGCUGACUGGCGGCAUUCGCUGGCCCUGUUUGGCAUGGCGAGAACGGCGGCGGAGCCCAACCUGAUCAGUUUCAAUGCCGCUAUUGGCACAUGUGCGGUGGGACGGCAUUGGCAAGCGGCGGUGGCCCUGCUGGGGGCUUUGAAUGAAACCCAGCUGGCAGAUGCAACGAGCUUCAGCGGGACCAUCGGCGCGUGCGAGGUGCUCGUAGGGCGGAUGGCUCUGCUCGCGGUGACGUCAAGCCUCCGGCGAAUGGCAGACAUCGAGGCGCGCAUGGCGCGUUUGGAGCGGCUCUCGGCGGAGGAGGAGGCGCUCUUCGAGGAUGUGGGCGCGGAGGACCUGAAGGAGAAGAUCAAGGUGGUGACAGCGGAGAUGAAGGAGAUGGUAGAACAAGGCCAGCUCACGGCCGCGGAGAAGGCUGAGUUCCUGGAGCAACUGGAGUCCAAAGUGACCAUGGCCAAGGAGGAGCUGGCGAAAGCUGAGGCUGAAGGGAAAGCCAAAAAAGCCCAGGCUCUGAAGCAGCAGCUGGAGGUGAUGCAGCAGACCCGCGCCACGGUGAAGGACGCGGACGCAGCGCCUCUGCCGGCCCUGAAGAACGGCGCGAAGAUCCGGGAGCUCCGGGUGAAGCUCAUUGAGCUGGACCGCAUUGAGAAGGCUAGCAAAGGACACUACACCAUGGAGGAGCUGAAAAAGCUGGGGGAGCGCCCCGAGCUCGAGGAGGCGGCUGCGGAGCUGGAGACCCGCGCCCGCGGCUGGCUGGAAGCCGACGAGGUCUUUGAAGAGCGGCUACAGGCCAACCUGCGGUUGGCUGUGAAGGCCAAGGCGAAGUCCAAGUCGUCCGGGGGGUACACCGCUGUGAGCGGCGGGGCGCGGCCCGCUGCGGCCAAGGCUUCCGGAGCCAAGACGCGGAACAACUUCGCGGCCCUGGGGUGA